UAAAUGGUGUAAAAGAGAUAUACCACUUAUUAUAAUAAUAAACCCACAACAACAAAACGACAACAGCAAGUAUUGGGAUGAGUACUGACUAUCAUACCAUGGCACUUCCUUCAAGUGCAGAAUACCCGAGUGGUAGCUUUCCUGACUUACUCCAGAGGUUUGGGUCAGGACAAGACCAAGAUGUAUUUGGCAUUCCUGUCAAUAGAAAUUCUGUACCAAUCCAGAUGGGUUUUGUGCGAAAAGUGUACCUUAUUACUAUUUGCCAGAUCAUUACUGUUGCUGUCAUGACAACGACCCUUGUAAAUAUUCCCCUUUUAUUUAACUGGUUACAAGAAAGUAAAUAUGCCUGGUGGAUAUUUAUCUUUCCAGCAUUCAUAAUAUCUAUUCUUGUUGCCUGGCAAUUGUGGAUGCAGUACUUUCGGCUUCCUCUUGAAACUCAAGCCACAAUGCUUGCGAUUACUUCAUUUUUAAUGUCCCUAAUCUUUGCUGACUUGAUUUCCAAAUUAUGCUACCACGAAGGUUUUGUUGUGAUAUUUAUGGUAUUCUUUGGAGUCAUCGGUCUAUUGCUCUUUACUGCCCAGACACGUUUUCCUUUUAAAGGGCCAUUACCAAUUGUGUGUACAGUUGGAUCUAUCUGCUUGAGCUCUCCGUGGUUUAGACAUGAAUACCAGCUGGACCCUAUUCAGAUCCUUUGGCCCAUUAGUUUGGCUAGCAUUUUCUGUAUUUAUUUGGUGUUCGACCUCUACUAUGCAAUGAACGGACUAAUGCCCAAUGACUACAUCCUGGCCAACCUCUGUUUCUACAUCGAUGUCGCAUACCCUAUUAGAUGCCUUCACCAUCUGUGUGAGUUAUCAGACACCUUUGAGUUGUUCCCUGAGAUCCUCACACCUCGACCAAGUUAAAAAAAGAAGAAAGAAAGAUGUAUUAUAGAAAAGACAUAUUCAUUUAUAGAGUUCUAGCUCUUUGGUAGCUUUGAUUUAUUUUAGACUUUCUGUUUUUGUUUCUUUCUUAUUCUUCUUCUUCUUCCUCCUCUUCUUUGUUAUACCAUAGUCCCCCUCCUUUCUUUGAUAUCUACAACCAUAUUAUAUGGAUAUUUGUAUAAUAUAAAUAUAAAUAUAAAUAUUAUUAUCAUCAAUUUC
This is a messenger RNA of Phycomyces blakesleeanus NRRL 1555(-), 1139 nucleotides long. RefSeq lists its product as hypothetical. The transcript is spliced from 5 exons. Gene Ontology annotation, cellular component: membrane. NCBI's taxonomy places the organism in Eukaryota, Fungi, Mucoromycota, Mucoromycetes, Mucorales, Phycomycetaceae. Bases 99 to 902 code for a protein of 267 amino acids. The record is from RefSeq and is a predicted model, not a curated record.